AUGCCAGACAGUGACAUUUCCUACCAUGAUACUCGACGAGGUUCACGCAUCAUUCCACUUCGAUCCUAUGGUCAACCACCACCUGAAGACAAAUUUGCUGAACUUGAUUUCUUCGACUUUCGUCUUAAUAAUUAUCUUGUGCCCUCGAACGAUACGACCUAUCACUGUCAAAUAUACAAAGCGCUAGCCAAUUAUAAAAUGAAACGGCAUGCAAUCGCAGUAAGCAUGACUGUUCUUUUUAAAUAUAGUGGAGAUGAUUGUGCGCUGAAUAAAGGGAGUACACAAAUAGCUAGCCGCGCGUAG
Messenger RNA from Rotaria sp. Silwood2, 303 nucleotides. The record is from the annotation of a GenBank genome assembly. NCBI's taxonomy places the organism in Eukaryota, Metazoa, Rotifera, Eurotatoria, Philodinida, Philodinidae.